Hippocampus zosterae (dwarf seahorse) is the source of this 12144-nucleotide messenger RNA. RefSeq names its product SH3 and multiple ankyrin repeat domains protein 2-like. NCBI's taxonomy places the organism in Eukaryota, Metazoa, Chordata, Actinopteri, Syngnathiformes, Syngnathidae. The coding region runs from base 16 to 5652 and encodes 1878 amino acids. The record is from RefSeq and is a predicted model, not a curated record. Gene Ontology annotation, cellular component: dendritic spine; postsynaptic membrane; postsynaptic density. The transcript is spliced from 23 exons. Gene Ontology annotation, molecular function: ionotropic glutamate receptor binding; synaptic receptor adaptor activity.
AAUCUGACAGGCCUGAUGACGAUCCCGCGGAGCCCCACUUCUAGUGAGGAUGAGAUGGCCCAGAGUUUUUCUGAUUACUCCGACGACUGCGCCUCUGAAAGCUCCCAUGAAGAAACCAUUUAUGAAACGAUAAGGGCCACCGCUGAGCCUUUGUCACACCAGAUAGACGACGUACACAUAAACUCACAGGUCAUCCGGAUUAUCAUCCCCGACCUGCAACAGACGAAAUGUAUGCGGUUCAAUCCGAACUCCACAGUCUGGGUUGCCAAGCAAAGGAUCCUAUGUACACUUAAUCAGAGCCUGAAGGAUGUGCUCAACUACGGCCUUUUCCAGCCCGCCAACGGUGGAAGAGAUGGGAAGUUUCUGGACGAAGAACGUAACCUCCGAGAUUACCCUCAGCCAAUCAGCAAAGGUGUUCCAUGUUUGGAGUUUCGCUACAAGAGCCGAGUCUACAGGCAGCCCAAUUUGGAUGAGAAACAGAUUGCCAAACUUCAUACAAAGGCCAAUCUGAAGAAGUUCAUGGACCUUAUACUCCACAAUCAGGUGGACAAAGUGUCUAAGAUGUUAGAGAAAGGCCUUGAUCCCAACUACCAUGACAGUGACACUGGUGAGAGCCCUUUGACCUUUACAGCACAUCUGGAUAACGUGGUGGAGAUGAUCAAGGUUCUUAAGAAUGGGGGUGCCCACUUGGACUUCAGAGCCAAAGACGGCAUGACAGCCCUCCAUAAAGCAGCACGUUCCAAGAACCAAGUUACGCUCACGACACUGUUGGAGCUGGGAGCAUCUCCAGACUACAAGGACAGUCGUGGUCUGACUCCUCUGUAUCACAGCGUGGUUGUGGGAGGAGACCCAGGUUGCGGCGAGCUCCUUUUAAACCAUCGCGCCUCUGUGUGCUGUCAGGAUGAAAAUGGCUGGCAUGAAAUUCACCAGGCUUGCCGACAUGGACACGUGCAACACCUGGAGCAUCUUCUGUUCUACGGAGCAGACAUGAGUGCUCAGAACGCCUCAGGAAACUCUGCCCUACACAUCUGUGCUCUCUAUAACCAGGAUAACUGUGCCAAAGUGCUGCUUCUUCGUGGCGCUGAUAAAGAAGUGAGGAACUACAACAGCCAGAGUCCUUUUCAGGUUGCAAUUAUUGCUGGGAACUUUGAUCUUGCUGAGCUGAUCAAGAACCACAAAGAGACCCAUAUAGUGCCUUUCCGUGAGGCUCCAGCAUACUCCAAACGACGCCAGGGUCCAUCGUCUGGCACCAACAGUGGAAACAGCCAGUCCGUCACAUCCUUAUCGGCUCCACGUGUCCUGCUGCGUUCCAACAGUGACAACAACCUAACGGUCAGUCAGUACCAGCAGCACGGUUCACCCAGCCACUGGGGACCCCAUCUUCAGCAACACCCAAACAGGGCCCCCCAGCAGGGUCAUUCGCAGCCUGGCUCCUCAGCUUUACAUCGCAGCCUGUCACCUCAGCAGCUUCAGCAGAUGCCCAGCGGCAGCCCCAAUGGCAAUGUGGUUGUUCGGACCAUGGGAAGGGGGUCAAGGAGCCGGUCGCCUUCACUCAGCCGGCUUGGGGAGGAAGCUCGACGGGCUGUCCCCUCACACCGCCAACCCAGUCCCAGCAGUCAUGGCGAAGCCUUAGGCAGCAGGAGGAAGCUGUACAGCGCUGUCCCAGGGCGACACUUUGUGGUGGUUCGUCCUUACACUCCCCAGGCCGAAGGAGAGAUCAACCUCUAUAAGAAUGAUCGAGUCAAAGUUCUGAGCAUCGGGGAAGGUGGCUACUGGGAGGGCAGCGCCCGUGGCAAGGUGGGCUGGUUCCCAGCCGACUGUGUGGAGGAGAUCCUGGCCAAGGCCACUGAGGAGAGGAGCUAUUCCCGCGCGGACCGUGCUGACAGACGGAAACUGUUCAGACACUACACUGUGGGAUCCUACGACAGCUUUGAUGCAUCCAGUGACUGCGUGGUGGACGAGAAGACGGUCGUACUCCAGAAGAAGGAGAAUGAAGGAUUUGGCUUCGUCCUGCGAGGAGCAAAAGCGGAUACGCCCAUUGAGGAGUUCACGCCCACCCCGGCCUUCCCUGCUUUGCAGUAUCUGGAGUCGGUGGACGAGGGGGGCGUGGCAUGGCAGGCGGGCCUCCGGACGGGGGACUUCCUCAUCGAGGUGAAUCAAGAGAACGUGGUGAAAGUUGGCCACAGACAGGUGGUCAACAUGAUCCGCCAAGGUGGGAACCGCCUUUGGAUCAAGGUGGUGACAGUGAGCCGGAAUCUGGACCCCGAGGACACAGCACGUAAAAAAGCUCCUCCGCCACCAAAGAGAGCUCCCACGACUGCCCUGUCCAUGCGCUCCAAGUCAAUGACAUCCGAAUUGGAGGAACUCGCCACUCUAAGGAAAAAGAAAGGUGAUGUGCAGAAGAAGAGGAUUGUUUUCCGAGUCACUCUAAAUAAAGUUGAAGAGAUGACGCAUGCCCAGAAGACAUCGCCGGUUGAUAUGAAGAUCGCAACAAUCAAGCCACGCCCAUCCAGUCGCUGCUUGAUUACACCCACCGAACUAAAUUCCAUGUACCAUGACCGCCAGGGAGUAGCAGUGGUUCCGCCCACUGUGCCAGGGGCCUUUCUGGGAUUACCAGAGAAGGGCAUGCUUAGGAAGCAAAAGUCCAUAGGUACAACAGAGGAGGAAAAACAGGGGUUCCUUACGCCUCCUCAUCUUAAAUUCUCUCGCAGCCUCUCAAUGCCAGAUACUUCCGAGGAUAUCCCUCCUCCCCCAGCCAUUUCACCCCCCUCGCCACCAGCAUACAACUCACCAGCUGGUUCAACACCCAAGAGUUACAGUACCACGAGACCCAGCUUCACCCAGAACUCGCCUAACGCAGUAACGACUAUUAGUAGAACUACAGAUAUUGGUACAUUGAGGAGGGGCUAUCACAGACAGAGUUCAGAGCAUUUUGAGAGCCCACGCACCCGAGGGCGCACGUCGGUGCCUGAAAACCCUUACUCUGAGGUUGGCAAUAAAAAUUUGUAUGUGCCAGCGAAACCAGCCCGAAGGAAGGGCAUGCUAGUAAAACAGUCAAAUGUCGAGGACAGCCCAGAAAAAACAUGUCAUAUUCCAGCAAGCCCCUCGGGCCCAGUUUCCAUGCCGACUACACCUGUUGAGCGAACAUGCUCUUCCAUCCCCAUUCCUACCAUCAUUGUCAAGGAGCCAUCCACCAGCAGCAGUGGCAAAAGCAGCCAGGGUAGCAGUAUGGAGAUAGAGCCCACGACUCCAGAACACCCAUCUUUAAUGCCAACUGUUGGUGGAAGUGGUGGUCUGCGCCCUGAAGAUCCAAUGUCUCUCGCCAACCCAUUUGCGGCAGCUAUUGCUGGGGCAGUGCGGGACCGGGAGAAAAGGCUCGAGGCAAAAAAACACUCGAUUGCCUUCCAGUCAAUAGAUAUGGGGGAUGAUGACUCAAUCGGUCCUACCCCAACCCCUCGCCUUAGGCAGUCAAAGUCUAUCGAUGAAGGUAUGUUUAGUAGUGAUGAGCGACUUAGAAGGAUGAUGGCUCCACCAGUCAACCUCGGACCUCCUGUCGGGGGCGGCAGUGGAAACAUGACAGAUUUCAACACUCCAGAGCCCACCGUUGUUCGGGAGCCUCUAAACACAAAAACAGGACAGUGUCCCAACUUGGACAGCCCUGUUAGUCUCCCAGCCACGCCCCCAAAGAGCCACUACCGGGCCAAUGGAACAUACCGUCACCCUGUCACUGGUAAACCUCUGGACCCUAAUUCUCCUCUUGCUUUGGCACUCGCGGCUCGUGACCGAGCUAUGAAGGAGCAACAAAAUCAUCAUCAAAAUCCUCCUCAGGUUCCGCAAACUCCCAAACAUGAAGCUCAGUCCCUCCCCCUGCAGCCAAGCCACAAACUAGACCUCAACCAGCCACUUUUUAUUGAUACCAAGUUGCGGUCUGGGAUUGAGACAAGUUUUGCUGCAAUCUCCUCUGCAACCAUGGGCCGCCCAGGGCGAGGUGGCUUGCGGAGGCAGAUGACUGAGCAGAAAUACGAGUCUAACCCGGGCCGGGAAGAACGACAACAUCAGGCACUUGAGGAGAGGAAAAGUGCGCCAGCGGAUGUGGCUGACACACCCAAGUCAGCAGGGCUGCUAAUGGUUCACACCAGUACAGAGGCAAGCAAGUUAAAUAACCAAGAGUUGGAAGGGCAGGAUAGCAACAGACCGUCUGAGCUGAAAGACCCCAAUCAACCUGAUCCCCGCAGUGGCCCAACAUUGUCAAUUAAUCCCCAGCCCUCCUCAAUGCGAAGACGUAGCAUUCCUUUAGGGGAAUCCUUGGAUGAACCUGUGAAGCUACCCUUCCGUAUCCCCCCUCCUCCUCUUGCGUCAGUUGACGUUGACGAGGAUUUUGACUUCACAGAGCCUCUCCCACCUCCCCUAGAGUUUGCAAACAGCAUUGACAUCCCCGAUGACCAGGCUAGUGCCAUUGCACAGAUGCUUCAGCAACAGAGAAGGAAUGGGGGGCCUCUGCUACCCCCAUACAAUGCCCAUGCCCCUCCACUUGUCACUGACCAACAUAAACAGGUGACGAACAGUAUUCCCCCUUCAUAUCCUCCUCCCCCGCCAGACCCAGAGUCAGGGAUCGGUGACUCCGGCAUUGAAGAGGUAGACAGCCGCAGCAGUGGGGAUCCUCAGCACAUGGACACCACUAGCACCGUGUCUAGCAUCUCCACCCUUUCGUCAGAGGGAGGCUUCUGUGACACCACCCUGGAGAGCCUUUAUGCUACUGCAGAUGGGCAUUCCUUCCUAGUGGAUAGACCCCCUGUACCACCCAAACCCAAAGGAAAAUCAGUCAUCAACAGAACCUCACUUUAUCAUGAUGCUCUAAUUGAAGAACCACCGGAAUCUUAUGGGUCACCACCUCAGGCUCCUCCUUCCUCCUCUGAACCUCCUAGGACGCCCACUCAAAGAACAUCAAAGCUAUGGGGUGAUCAACCUCCUGAGCUUCAUAGUCCUCCGUCUACACCAGACAGCAAGAACAUAGUUAUCACAGAGUUGAGCUCCAUUCUGCAACACAUGAAUCGCGAUAGACCACCCAAGUCAGGAGAAAGCCUCGACUCCCCCACAGGGAACCAAGGGGCCUUUGGAACAAGGCCCCCCUCAGACGACUCAGGGAUGCGCAACAACGCUGCCGCCACCGCCGCCCUCACCUCCACACCUCCUAGCAGCCUCCCCUCUCAGACACACCCCUGCAGCCCUCCGGACUCCGCCUCCUCCCUCACCCCCUGCUCUUCGCUGCCACCCUCUGUGUCACCCACGCUCACAGAUGUCUUCGGCCUGCCCACCCCGCCCAUGGGCAGCGGCGGAGGUUACAGUCUGAGCUCGUCAUGCGGCGGGAGCGGCAGCUCGCGGUCGCCGUCGCCGCUGACUCUCAUGCAGGCGGUGGUGGCCUCGGGCAAGCCCUUCGCCUCCAAGCCCGUCGAGCUGUGGAGCAAAUUCGAUGUGGCCGACUGGCUGGAGAGCCUUCACCUGGGCGAGCACAGAGACGCUUUCCUGGAUAAUGAAAUCGAGGGCGCCCACCUGCCUUCCUUGCAAAAAGAGGACCUGAUAGACCUCGGCGUCACGAGGGUGGGCCACCGCAUGAACAUCGAGAGGGCCCUCAAGCUGCUGCAGGACAGAUAAGCCCAGAGGACAGCGAAGAGCGCGUCGCAGGAGACACUUUGAGCAAUCUCUUCAGAGGACGUCUACUCCAGUCAUGGGAGCUUUUGUCCAAGUCGAUGAUGCCUCUUGCCUUUUUUUUUUGUCCUCUCUCACCCUCAUCUGAGCACUCCGGUCCAGUCAGCCUCCCCUCCUGCAGCCUCGAGCAUCAGAGGAUUGUGGGACGUUGGGAGGAGAGGAAGCUGCUGGGUGACAUCAAGGGGAGCGAGAGGGAGAGGCCGGGAUGAGGGACUGUCCCCGCCCGCCCGGAUCAAUGGAUCCUCAAACUUUGGAAGUCAUUUAUUCCACAUGAAAAACUCACGCUCAUCCAACUACAGCUUUGGAAUACUACAGACCUUUUCCCUGUGCCCCACGUGUGGGUGCAUGAAAACCAGCAGAGCUGGCCUUUUUUUUUUCCUUCUUUUUGAUCCUUUUCUAUCUUUGCUAGAGAAUAAUAUGAGAAUAUUUCUUCACUAGAGUCCUACCGGAGUUAUAUUUCUGACUCCAUCUAAGGUUAUAGAGAAACACUUUUGGUUUUCACCUGAACUAUUAGCUCAUAUUUGAAUUCAUACGUGAUGGCCACAAGAAGCACACACGCACACUUACUGCACACAAUUUCGUGAGGAAGAAGACGCCGUCUUCGCAGACAUGCACACAUGAAGCAUGAAUAUCGACACACCGUCACUGCGACCGCCUUCUCCCGAGAGAGUAGAAUGUGGAUCGAGGUGGUCGUUCGAGCCGUUUGCUCCUAGUGUGGCGCCAAGGCCGCCUCCGCAUUGCCAAAAGGCCAACGCCAGUAGUGAUGCCAUCCAAAGGCUUCAACAACGUUGGAGCACUUCAAUCGGGGUCAACUCGUAUCAGCUUGUGAUUUCUUGGUGUGUAGGCGUGUGUGUGCUUGAUACAUAUUAAGGAUAUUCCAUACAGAGAAACCCGAGCUUGACUUCUACUAAUUCCUUCCUCUGAGCAGCACGGUGAAUCCCUGCAGUGGUGACCCCCGCGACUCACGGCUGAGUUCAUUAGACAUCUUCAAGGAGCAGUUUUUGACUGAUUAGCUCAAGGCUAAUGGAGGAGAUGCAUGUAGUAAAGUAAAAUGGAAAGUAUCUUUGGGGCAAACAAAAUACUGCAAUUCAAAUUUGUAGGUCCAGAAGUAUUUAAAUAAUAACAGACUUAUUGUCACGUUUCGCGUAAUGGUAGUUGUAGGACCCCAAAAAGCAGGGUUGAUUGAUCAAAAGGUAUUUAACAAAAAAUACACACAGGAGUACAAUGGAAAAAACACUAACUGGAAGUACUCAAAAAAAAUGCCUGGAAAUCACGAGGAACAAACAAAACUAAGACAGGAAACAAAACAUGACAGGAGAACACGUAUGCUCACAUACUCACAGCUCACAAUGACCCAACAAAGAGUGGCAGAAACUCAGGGAACUAAAUUCAAGCUAAGUGACGAGACAACGAGAAACACCUGGACAACACACAAAGGGUUGAGGGAGCAAAUUGGUUACACAGAAGGAACACUGAUAAUGAGAACAGGUGGCAAAAAAAGGGCACAUGAAUCAAAACCGAACUUAACCAGAUCGAAACAUCACACUUGUGAUUUGGGACAAUUCAUUCACAAUGAAACAAUCAAAAUUGUAUCAAAGUGUAGAUUUUCAGCCUGACGAGUUACUAUCUUGGACUUAGACAUUUUUGAGAUGGCAGAUCCAUUUUCAGGAGGUCAAAAGUAUUAUUUGGACUCGCAAGGUUAUUUUUCUAAGUAUGGUCCACUUAGUUUUUUCAAGAAAAAUGAAGCAAAGAGAUCCCAAUGCAACAAAGACUCCAAAAAACAACAUAAAUCGACAAUAGAAUUAUAACAUUUGCGAUUAGAAACCCCAAUCACCAGCUUGAAUAAAAUUAGGGAGGAUGAUUGAAGUCGAUGAUGGAAGAACACUUUCUGCGGUGAAAAACAGUAUUCACAGGCAGAGUCAAAAAUAUGCAUUCUCAAAAUCGAUAACGAAGAGAUGCUUUCAUGAAUGUAAACACAAUACGGUGCAAGUUAGGGGGGGGUGUCCUGAUCAGGUUCAGAGGCAGGGCCCCAGAAUAUCUGUUCUAUUUUCUGCAGAAGGAAAACAAAAUGCUUGCUAACUGGUUCUGAUUGACUUCAGCUAAACAUAUCUUCUGUGUCAGACAUAAUAAUGCAUGAAGCCAAAAGCAGUGCUUCACUUUAAUAGACAGUGUCACUUUUAGUCUAGCCGAUGAUGCUUCGGCCAUUUGUUGGAUGGUGCUCGUGGUCCGGAAUGAUUAUGGUGGCUAAGAUGCUAACUUAGCUAUGCUAAUGCUUAUUGUGAACCCGACCAAUUAAAAUGACAUUCUCCGUUUUGUAGUUUUGACCUGAGCCCAAAACUGAAAUAUCAAAAUUCACUUUUUUUUUUUACAUUAUAUUCAAGAAAUAACCGGAUAAUCACUUAUAUUUUUUUAAAUUGUCGAUUGAAAAUGGAAAUAACAAAUAGUAGAUGGAUUGCAUGGAAGUCAUGUCACGCUACACUUCACUAAGCUUUUGUCGAAUCCAUGGUGGUUGUGAGAACAGACAAAAAAAAAUGUCAUUGACCAAAUACUUCUGGAUCUACCUGUUAAAUCAGGUGUGUUGGAGAAAGGAGACAUUUAAAAACCAGGCACUUGUGCACCCCACGUUAAAAGAUUGUAUACUAUUUAUUACAAUGGGACCAUAGCGCUCUCUUCUCUCUCUCUCUCUCUCUCUCUCUCUCUCUCUCUCUCUCUCUCUCUCUCUCUCUCUCUCUCUCUCUCUCUCUCUCUCUCUCUCUCUCUCUCUCUCUCUCUCUCUCUCUCUCUCUAUCUAUAUAUCUAUAUAUAUAUAUAGUUAGCCUUUUUCAAAUACAAUGGACACUUUUCACGUGAUAUCAGACCACUGCUGCUCAAGAACUUCCACACUGUUCCAAUUGGACAAACCAAAAUGUCACUGAUGUAAUUGUUUUAUGUUUGAAAAUGUGUGAUCGUAACUUGGGCCCCACUCUAGCAAGCCAGCAAGACAAACCAUUGCGACUCAAGCAGUAAAAGCACAGCUCGACAGAUUGAAAGCGGCAGCGAGGAGCAACAAAACAAUACGAGAAGGACUGAGUCUGGAGCGUUGCUAGCAUACUCGGUUUUUGAGAAUAAUGUGAUACUCUGCGCAGUGUUGCCACAACCGGUGAUCAACGGGGUGAAAAAGAAGUGCUGCUGCUCUUCCUUCACAAGUCCUGUUUUCUUGCGGGAUGCCACAUCCAUCCGUCACUUGCACGUCACUUGACUGGACACGUUCACAACACAUUUGUCAAAAUAUUACCGCAAAUUUUAUGAGUAUUGUAUACCUCUUUUACAAAUACGACCAAUACAUGCGAUUGCUGAGCACGUUACCUGUGUGCUUUUCUCUUCCGUGACGCUUUUCUCAGUAUAACUUGGCCAUUAUUACAUGAUUGCUUGGUGUUUUCUUUCAUUAACAAGUAUAGAGCGUAAGUGAAUAGAUGGUAAAGUAAUUCACAAGUGGUCUGAUGUCACUAUGAGGAGCUAUUAGAUUUUUGUGUGUGGACGUUUUGUCAUCUAGAGCCCAACGGUGAGUCUUUUUUUUUCCACACCAAAAAAAAAAGGAGUCAACGGCCAGUCUGGCUCAGGAAUUUUAAACAGCUGCAAACACGAUAUAAUAUAUAUUUGAUUAUGCACCGAGUAAACGCAGCUUUGAGAUACCCGGAAUGGGACUGAUCCCCUUGUCCUUGAAAACGAUCAGUACAAGUGCGUUGUUUUAGAUUGCAGAGUUGUCAAAUUGAAGACUAUUUUAUUCAUCUGGAUCCAGAAUUCAAUCUUCCUUUAAUCCUUUCUACCGUAUUUUCCGCACUAAAAGGUGCACCUAAAAGCCUUCCAUUUUCUGAAAAGCUCACAGCGCGCCUUAAAAUCCUAUGCGCCUUGUGUAUGGUCAUUACGGUGAUAUGUCGACCCCCAAAAUGGCUCCUUGCUGGAGACAUACAAUAGAACACGGAAAUAAAAUAGCAGCAAGAGAGUUCAACGUUAACGAGUCAAUGUUAUAACUUGCUGUUGGUUCCGUGAACUGGGUCGCUGCUUUAUUAAAUAAUUUUUACUGACAUUUGAUCGUUCUGUAGUAACGCACCUCAAAACCGAAGCUAUUUAGCUGUUGUCGCUUGUUCAAAGCUUCUUUGAUCUGUGACGCGGUUGCGUCGGCGCUGAUUGGUUGAACCAUGUGCGUACGUGCACGCGCUCGCAACAGAGAGCAGCGGACUAUAGACAGCUUUGGCGCGCUUCGCUCGAGUGACAUUUCCUUGAGCGUAGCUCCAUCUAGUGGAUGCAUUGUAGAUUGCGUCUUAAGGUGCGGUGCAUCCAAUAUAUGAAAAAAUUACAAUAUAGGCCAUUCCUCGAAAGUGAGCCUCAUAAUCCAGUGCACCUUUUAGUGUGGAAAAAGCGGUAUUUCAAUUCAACUAAUUACUUACAUGAAGCCGAUAUAUAGCUGCAGUAUAACUCAAUAUGUUUGUUUUAUACAAAAGCUCCCUUUCAAGGCAACGCCAUCUUCAUUGUGAGUAAUCAAGAUGGUCGUAUCAAUGGAAAAGCCUCAAGAUGACAUCCCUUCAUAUCAUAAACGAUGCUGCACUAAGAUACAUUUUAUGGAGUGGAGCAAAAAAACCAAAAUAGUAGGGAUGCACACAUGUCGUAGCGCUUUGUCUUUCGAGAUAAACAGUGGAAAUAUUCCUCUCUGAAGUUGGUUCAUAGCUUGAGACCGUCACAAAAGAAUUGCUUUGCCGGCUUCAGGGUUUUAUGCCGAAAGAGUGUGAACACGCACAUACAUCCACUCGCUCCCCCUGAGCCCUAACCAUCGCAAGAAACAAUCAGGCACCUAUCGGCUUGGAUUAGACGAAAACAGUAUCAAGCAUUGUAAUUGGAUCGCUUUUUAUUAUGCCGGAGCUGGCUAGGUGGUGCGCAAGUCCAAUACAGGGUUGAAAUGUGUAUAUAAGAGUGUUUUAACAAGAGUCUAAUUGUGUGCAUGUAUAGAAUUAUUAAAAGGCUUAGAGUGGAAACAAUCUUAGGAAGGGUUCCUUUCAGACCUGACAUCCAAAGCAGCGUCCCAUCAUCCCAAUGAGGAUGCCUUAAAUAAGGUGCCGGGUCCCUUUGGUUCCGUCCCCACAUCUGCCGUUUGCGACUAAGCGGAUUAUUUCGGAGUUUACUUAGUGUGUGAUUUUGGUACAUCGGCAACCCUCGUGUCUGCAAAGAGAUCAACGGUACUUUUCGAGAUUGGUUUUUAUCACGCUGGGCUGCCUCGGAGGCGUCGGAUGAAACGACAAAUGCUGUGUGUUCUGUGAACAUUAGCGGCGCAGAGGCCGGCACGGGACAACGCAGCUAUAAAGCUGCAACUUAUUUUCAAACAAAAGAGUGACGUGUGUCAGCAGGGGUCGACAAGCACAGUAUUUUUAAACAUUUGUAUAGAGUUCUAUUACAUUUUAUAGAGAUUAUCUUGAAAAAGGUGUUCGGCACUGGUGUGUGGAUUUGCCAAAUACAGAAAUAUUAAAUGGCUACGACCGUGGAUAUUAUCAUUUAAGGUUUUGUAAGAAGCAAUAUUUAAUCUGAAUGAAUCUCCUUUGUUAUGUUUUAAUUUCCCAUUAUAAAGUGACAUAUCACCUUAUGCUUACUUGUCUGUAUUUAAACGAACUGUUGCCUAGAUGCAAUUUAUCGACUCAUGUGGUAGAUUUCGGCGAUGUUGGCCAAUCGAGUGACCACAAAAAUCAGGUAUUUUCUGACCGCCACUUGCCUAAUCUGUCAUUCUCGAAACAAAAUCCUGCCUCGAGAGAGUGCAGCCUGUGUAUUGAAACAAAUCGAUAUAAAUCUGUACAUUUAUAUAUAUAUAUAUAUAUAUAUAUAUAUAUAUAUAUAUAUAUAUAUAUAUAUGUCUGCUGGCCAACUUAGUAGGGAACUAAAACAACACGUACAUAAAGGCCCCCCUUUUCUCCCCCAAAAACAUAAAAAAAGGAGGAAAAAAAUCAUUGUGGGUCAACAGGUCACCAAACCAUAUUCUGUGUUGCAAAUGUAGAGCCGAGUAGAUGUCGUGAGAAUCCUUUGUUUAGGAAAAACAUGGCUCACUAAACCCACUUCCACUGCCGCCUUUGAAUGCUGCUCCCACUAUUCUCAUCGUUCAACAUUUGGCUAACCCUCUCUGUCUUUUUCUAAACAUAUUUUGGUUCCAUUAUUAGAUUUUAUUCUUUGAUUAAGUCUUGAUCUAGACUAAGCUGUUUUCCAGUAAUUUGUGAAAAGACUUGUGUUUGUUAUUUUUUUUCUAUGUUGCUGUAAUUUUGUGCUUCGAAAGUCAUCAUAGAAUCAACUAAUUACUGAAAUGAAUAGAGAGAAUUUUCCUGUAAGUGCACUCUUCAUUCCCUCCCGCCUCCUCAAAUCCUCAAGAAUUCUUGUAUGGCAACCAAAAGUCACUGUAAAAAAAUAAAUAGAACGUUGCACUAG